GGCAACCAAUGGAGUAUCGACACCCUGCUGACCAACCUCCAUGGAUCAAUCCAACACUCCACCGUUGUUGCGCCAACAGAGCCAUCGAUUUCCGCUCCAAAAGCUGUCCAAAUGUGCUUGACAUAUACCUUCUUCCCCAACCCCCACGCGUCCUUCCUUCCCAGUGCCUCAGCAAUCCCCCAUUGUCAUGCGACCAAAGCAACGAAUUCUCCCGACCCUUUUCCUUUUCCCCACCGCAAAACAAAACCCACCAACAAGAUACGAAUUCGAAUUCGAAUUCUCUGAUCUCUUGCUUUUCCCACUUUCCUCUGCUUCCCCUUUUGCCAAGCUGUUCGGUAAUGGCUGCUGCCGAGAAAGGAAUUUCCAGGGAGGUGCAGCUGUCGAUGGCGGUUUCGUCCAUGUUUCCCGGUUUUCGCUUCUCGCCGACCGAUGAGGAGCUGAUUUCCUUUUACCUGAAGAAGAAAUUGGAGGGUUGCGAGAAGAGCGUCGAAGUCAUUUCGGAGGUUGAAAUUUACAAGUACGAACCCUGGGACCUACCCGUCAAGUCUGUAAUUCAAUCAGAUAAUGAAUGGUUCUUCUUCUCUCCUCGUGGAAAAAAGUACCCAAAUGGCAAUCAGACGAGGAGAGCGACCGAUUUAGGCUACUGGAAAGCCACAGGGAAAGAACGUAAUGUAAAGUCAGGAUCCAAUGUUAUUGGUACCAAGAGGACUCUGGUUUUCCAUACUGGCCGUGCACCGAAAGGGGAGAGGACGGAGUGGAUUAUGCAUGAAUACAACACCAAGGAUAAAGCUCAGGAUUUUCUAGUUGUUUGCCGCCUCCGGAGGAAUAAUGAAUUUCGCCAACAUAGUUGCUCAAAUCGAGCUUCUUCUAGUCGAAUGAACUUAUCCUCUUCACUUGCUCAUUCUGGUGAGCAGGUGGAUUCUACAUCUGAAUCCAAUCAAAAAGAUGCAGCAGAAGCUGCAGUUGUGGAAUCUUCCGGUGAUCAGAAGGAUUAUGGCUCUGAUGAUUUCUACACAGAGAUACUAAAAGAUGACAUUAUAAACCUAGAUGAGUCCACACCUCAUGCAGAUUCGAAUCUGUACCCACUGGUUUUCCGUAGAUCAGACAUAGAGAAAGAGUCCCAGCACGAUGCAUACGGCGUUCUGGAAUGGCCACCGAACCAAGGCUCGGCAAAUCGAAGAAUCAGAUUGAAGAAGCGAGAAGUAGGUCGAUGCGGAGGGAAGAAGUUAGAUGUAGCGAAAGUUGGCGAUUCGAGAUACAUGGUUGAGAAGGCCAGGUUUGGUCCCAUAGGCCGGUUGAUGAACACCGCCUCUUCUUCUAGCAUUGUGCGUGGCUAUGUUCAAGUUGUGAUAUUUGUUUUGUUGAUUUUGUUAGUUAUGUUUGUGUCUCGAUUGGAGGUUUUUGGUAUGUCCAUUGGACUGUAUUGAUCUUUCUACUUAGGCUAAUGUGCCAUAAGAGGUUAUUUUAACUCGGUGUAAUAUAUUUAGAGGUGUCAAAAAUUGUCGUAAAAAUUAAAAUCUUCGUCAUCUAUACCAUUUGCAAGGCAAAUUUAAACGACCUAA
This is a messenger RNA of Momordica charantia (bitter melon), 1562 nucleotides long. RefSeq lists its product as uncharacterized. The record is from RefSeq and is a predicted model, not a curated record. Gene Ontology annotation, biological process: regulation of DNA-templated transcription. Lineage: Eukaryota; Viridiplantae; Streptophyta; Magnoliopsida; Cucurbitales; Cucurbitaceae. Gene Ontology annotation, molecular function: DNA binding.